CGCGUCGUCAAGAUCAGUCCGUGUAUAAGUCGCGAAGAGUAUGGACGUCUGACGAUUUUAAAGCAAUCGAAAUAUUAGAAGAAUUGCAGAAUUGCAAAUAAAAAGUCGGGAGUGCUUUUUAUUGUGAAUAAAUCAUAAUUGAAUACUUUAUUAACAAAAUAAAUAGUGAUAAACCAAACACAACUGUGAUACGUUCUCACCUGUGGAAACUAAACAAAGCAAAAGUAUAAAAUCAUGCCACCAAAUGCAACAGCAAAUACACAAUCAAUAACCAAUUCCUUGGUUGCAAACAGUGGCGAUGAUUCAAAAUCACUCACUGAUAACUCCACUGGUGUACUCUUCGAACAGGAUGCUGAAACUUAUGAUGGUGGCUUAGUAAAGGAUAUUGAAAUAUUAAAGAAAGCCGAGAAAAGAAGACUCAAACUGGUUUGGCGAAAUAUAAUAGCAUUUGUGUACGUCCACUUGGCUGCCGUGUAUGGCCUUUGGCUAAUGUUGACUUCUGCUAAAUGGCAAACCAGCAGUUUAGCGAUUUUCCUUUAUCUUAUUUCCGGACUGGGUAUAACUGCGGGAGCACAUCGACUCUGGGCUCAUCGCGCCUACAAGGCUAAAUGGCCGUUGCGUCUGAUACUUAUGAUCUUCAACACGAUCGCCUUCCAGGAUGCUGCUUAUCACUGGGCGCGAGACCAUCGUGUGCAUCACAAAUAUUCGGAAACUGAUGCCGAUCCGCAUAACGCGACGCGCGGUUUCUUCUUUUCGCACAUCGGUUGGUUAUUGUGCAAAAAACACCCGCAAGUCAAAGCCAAAGGUAAAGGCAUGGACUUAUCCGAUCUACGUGCCGAUCCAAUUUUGAUGUUCCAAAAAAAAUAUUAUAUGAUUUUGAUGCCGAUUUUUUGUUUUUUGGUGCCAACAAUGAUCCCGAUGUACGCAUGGAAUGAGAAGUUUGUCAACGCGUGGUUUGUUGCUGCUAUGUUUCGUUGGUGCUUUACCUUAAACGUAACUUGGCUGGUCAAUAGUGCAGCACAUAAAUUUGGCGGAAAACCAUAUGACAGAUUUAUUAAUCCAGCUGAAAAUAAAUCAGUUGCUUUCUUUGCAUUCGGUGAAGGCUGGCAUAACUAUCAUCACGUAUUUCCAUGGGACUACAAGACCGCUGAACUUGGGGAUUAUUCGCUGAAUUUGACUACAGCUUUUAUUGAUUUCUUUGCCAAAAUUGGUUGGGCUUAUGAUCUAAAGCAGGUUUCACGUGAUAUUAUCGAGAAACGUGUCAAGCGUACGGGUGACGGUUCACAUGCUACAUGGGGCUGGGGUGAUAAGGAUCAACCUAAAGAAGAAAUGGCAGAUGCGUUAAUCACACAUAAAAAAUCCGAAUAAAGCUGAAAUUAAACAACCAGCGUAGAGCGACAGAUCAAAGUGAGCGUGUGUGUGAAUGUAAGAAGUUGAAACAACUGUUGGCAGAACUAACUACAGAAUAUGACUGCUAGAGUGGUCAUCUCCUUAGCGAUAAUGAUUCAAAAUGUGUACAUGAAUAAUGUUAGUGUUGUGAAUGUGUGGAGUUGCCAAUCAAUGCAAUCAACAGUUGCCUAUUUGCGAAUACUUUGAAAAUUGAAAAGCAAAAAAAAAACUAAUAAUUGUAAACUUCCACUGCAAAAUAAGGUCAGUUUCAGAUUUGAAAUUCGAAUGAAAAG
Molecule: messenger RNA, 1682 nt
Organism: Ceratitis capitata (Mediterranean fruit fly)
Lineage: Eukaryota; Metazoa; Arthropoda; Insecta; Diptera; Tephritidae
Product: acyl-CoA Delta(11) desaturase
Exons: 5
Coding region: 235-1368 (377 amino acids)
Biological process (GO): unsaturated fatty acid biosynthetic process
Cellular component (GO): endoplasmic reticulum membrane
Molecular function (GO): iron ion binding; stearoyl-CoA 9-desaturase activity
Source: RefSeq, a predicted model, not a curated record